GCUGCCGCGGCGCCGCCGGCCCCGCCGGCGCCGCCGACCGCCCCGAGGGCGCAGGCCGUUGCGGCCAGGGCCCUGGACCAGGCGGAGCAGAAGGCGCUGCAGAAAAGGCUGGGCGACAGGGUGGCGCGCAUCGACGGCGUGAGCAGCGAUCAGGCGACCCCUCGGAGAGGGGAGCGGAGGAGGAGCCGAGCUCCAGCCCUACGUGCGGGUUCGCCUGUUGCGGGCUGGUCCUGUCGUCUUUCUGGGCCUGCUCGGAGCCUGCGCAGCGCGCGCCUGGCACGGGUUCGCUGGCGCUGCGCUCGCUGGAAGCGAGGACGAGCAGCACACCCAAGGGCCGGGAGGCCGCCUGCCUGCAAAUCGGGCCCCAGAGCUCGGGCCGACCCGGCGCGGCGGCGGCCCCGGCGCGGGCGCGCCGAGGGCACGCGCGACGUGCUGGCGGAGUACGUCGUCUGCAUGGUGGUGGAGAGGACCGCCCUCGGGUGAGCACC
This is a messenger RNA of Prorocentrum cordatum, 488 nucleotides long. The record is from the annotation of a GenBank genome assembly. Lineage: Eukaryota; Dinophyceae; Prorocentrales; Prorocentraceae.